CACACAACUUUGGGAAUUCCAUUUUCUUCUUUAUUUUUUUUCCCUAAAAAAAAAAAAAAAUCUGUGUCUGGGCAAUAAUUAAUAAUCCCAUUUAACAAUCAAAAUUUGUCUUUUUAUCAAUUAGGGUUCGAGAUUUAGAUUCGAUCAUAUCACACUACAAUCGAGAUGUUCACAACCCCAAAGCUUGAAACAAAUUGAAAUUAUAUUAUUUUAACUUCUUCGUUAGGGUUUCGACUAGCCCUACUGUUUAUGUUUAUCCCCGUUUUAGACUCGAAGGAUUCUGCUUUACCAACGAUUUCUUUAUUCCGUCGAAAUUUGAAGUUUGCUUUUACCUCCAUUCGUUAUCAAAAUAAGAAAGGAAUAGUGGAUUGAUGUGAGAAAUUUUUGUCUUUCUUGGUGGGAAUUUUCUUACAAUUGUUUUUACAACAUUCGUGGUGAAUGUUUACACCGGGUAUGGAUUCUGCGCGGGAAACUGGCAUAGUUGAAGCUGACACAGUGCUAAUCCCAACACUGUUCGUAUGGCCGCAUGGUGGAAGAGUUGUGUACCUAAGUGGCUCCUUCACCAGGUGGUCUCAGCUGGUUCCAAUGUCUCAGGUUGAAGGAUACCCUGCUGUAUUUCAGGUUAUCUGGAAUGUAACUCCUGGUCUACACCAGUACAAGUUUCUUGUUGAUGGAGAAUGGCGGCAUGACGAGCAUCGACCUUUCGAAAAUAGUGAAUAUGGAACAGUGAACACUAUCCGUUUGUCUGCAGAGGCUAAUUAUGAUAUACGUCCUGAGACUCCUUCUGGCAUGGAUUUGGAUACCAAGGCCUUUAGUGAUACUGAUACCAAGGCAUUCAGUGAUAUGGUUCGGAUUUCUGAAGGUACAUCAUCUCCCCUGGUACCAGGGAUAUCAGAGGAGGACCUCCGUGUUUCUCGUCACCGUAUUUCUCUAUUCUUGUCAACCCACAAUGUUUAUGAAUUAUUUCCAGAGUCAGGCAAGGUUGUUGCUUUGGAUAUUGAUUUACCUGUGAAGCAAGCGUUUCAUAUACUGUACGAACAGGGUAUCUCCAUGGCUCCUCUUUGGGACUUCAAUAAGGGGCAGUUUGUAGGGGUUCUUAGUGCGUCGGACUUUAUAUUAAUUCUAAGAGAGUUUGGAAAUCAUGGCUCAAAUCUGACAGAGGAGGAGCUUGAAACACACACCAUUGCUGCAUGGAAAGAAGGAAAAGCAUAUUUGAACAGACAAGUUGAUGGGUAUGGCAGGCCAUUUUCCAGAUGUCUCAUCCAUGCUGGGCCAUAUGAUAAUUUAAAAGAUGUUGCGAUGAAAAUUUUGCAAAAUGAUGUGGCUACAGUCCCUGUUAUUCAUUCAUCUUCAGCAGAUGCUUCAUUUCCCCAGUUAUUACAUCUUGCUUCACUUUCAGGAAUACUAAAAUGUAUUUGCAGAUAUUUUAGGAAUUCUGCUAGCUCAUUGCCCGUCCUGCAGCUACCGAUUUGGGCAAUACCUGUCGGUACAUGGAUUCCAAAAUUUGGGGAAUCAAAUAGACGGCCUUUGGCAAUAUUGAGGCAUCGAGCUUCUCUUAGUUCGGCAUUAAAUUUAUUAGUUCAAGCUCAAGUAAGCUCAAUACCAGUUGUUGAUGAUAAUGAUUCUUUAGUCGAUAUAUAUUCUCGGAGCGAUAUAACAGCUUUGGCAAAAGACAAUGCUUAUACACAUAUUAAUCUUAAUGAAAUCACUAUUCAGCAGGCUUUGCAGCUGGGACAAGAUUCAUAUUCUUCUUAUGAGCUGAGAAGUCGAAGAUGCCAGAUGUGCUUACGUACAGAUUCAUUGCUUAAAGUGAUGGAGCGACUGGCAAAUCCAGGUGUUAGACGGCUUAUCAUUGUAGAGGCUGGAAGUAAACACGUGGAAGGAAUCAUCUCAGUUGGUGAUAUUUUCAGGUUCUUGCUUGGUUAGUUUUGUAAGUGAUUGUUGAAUAUUGUUGUCGAAGAGGUUUUGUGAAGUGGCUUUGGUGUUCUCGCAUCUUGUGGGCGGCAUCAUCUCCUACCUGGCUUAUAGUUUUGAAGAGACUCCGGAACUUCUCACGGGGUCUGAUCCAUUUCUUCACGAUACCAUUGGUUUGGCCUCUUUCUUCUUAGCCUGUUGCCCGGUUCUCUUCGACUGAAUUUAGGCUAAUGGGAGCCACAUGUAACUUAAGGAGAGUAUUUCAUUCUCCCGAAAUUUGUUCAUCUCCACAUGACCAUAUUACUGUCUCAAGUACAACAUGUUACACUGUAGAUGCCCUGUCCUGGGGAGUUAAAAUAGCUUUUUCAUGGUACACAAAUUUAUUGGAAAAGAAAUGGGAAUUCAUAACAUUUAAAUGGGCAUUCUGUUUAUAUUUCAA
Molecule: messenger RNA, 2353 nt
Organism: Carica papaya (papaya)
Lineage: Eukaryota; Viridiplantae; Streptophyta; Magnoliopsida; Brassicales; Caricaceae
Product: sucrose nonfermenting 4-like protein
Source: RefSeq, a predicted model, not a curated record